AUGUCCGAUACGCCCAAGCCCAGUCUACCCACGCUCGACAAGCUUGGCGUGACCAUCCCGGACGACCUCGACGUCCAGGCGGUUGCUUCGGGUUGGUUUAACGCAUUCUCGCAGCAAGUCUCUGCGCACAAUGUCCCGGGCGUGCUCAGUCUCUUCGUGGACGACGGCUGGUGGCGAGACAUGCUCGCACUCACUUGGGAGUUCCGCACCUUCCAUGGCGCGAAGAACCUCCAGCAGUUCUUCGAGGACCGCCUUGCCGCCUCGAAAUUCUCCGAACUGAAGCUCGGGACGACUUCGCUUGAGAAGUACGCUGAGGACGUCGUGUUCCUGGAAGGCUUUUUCACAUUCGAGACCGACGUGGGCAUCGGCAGUGGUAUCUUUCGCCUAGUACCGUCCGAGAGCGGGACAUGGAAGGCUCACCACGUAUACACCAACCUGGAGGAACUCAAGGGUUUCCCCGAGAAGACCGGGUCCCACCGCAACUUCCUCCCCAACCACGGCAAGUGGCUCGAACAGCGUGCGCGCGAGCGCGAGUUCCUCGACGCGGACCCCAAGGUCAUUGUUAUCGGCGGCGGGCAAAGCGGGCUGGACGUCGCCGCGCGGCUGAAGCUCCUAGACGUCCCGACGCUCGUAGUCGAGAAGCGGAAGCGGAUCGGCGACCUGUGGAGGCAUCGGUACCAGGCGCUGUGCCUGCAUGACCCUGUCUGGUAUGACCACCUGCCAUAUAUCCCAUUCCCCUCAUCAUGGCCGGUGUAUACCCCGGCUCAAAAGCUCGCAGACUGGCUCGAGUUUUAUGCUGAGUCGAUGGAGAUCAAUGUCUGGACAUCGUCCACGUUGAAGCACUUUGAGCAACGUGAGGACAAGACCUGGGACGUCACUGUAGAACGCGCAGACGGUUCGGAACGCAAGCUCCACGUUGACCAUGUCGUUCUCGCUUUGGGCCUCGGCGCAGGCUCCCCGAACAUGCCUUCGAUCCCCGGACGAGAGGAAUUUCAGGGACAGGUAUUGCACUCUACAGAGCACAACAGCGCAAAGGACCACCUCGCAAAGAAGGUUCUCAUCAUCGGCGCGAGUACUUCGGCACAUGAUAUUGCCGGCGAUUAUGUCGACCAUGGAGUAGAUGUCACGCUGUACCAGAGGAGUCCAACGCACGUUAUGUCCACAAGGAACGGCAUGCCGAAGCUUCUCGAUCGCUUCUAUUGGCAGGGCAGGCACCCCACCGAAGUUGCUGAUCGCCUCAACGCGUCGUUUCCCACCUCCUUGCAGGUGUUCUUCUGGCGGCGUAUCAUCGAUGAUAUCGCCCAGGCAGACAAACCGCUCCUUGACGGGCUGCACAAAGUCGGUUUCAAGACGUACGCAGGCUCUGAGGGCGCCGGCUUCAUACACCUUUCGAUGACACGUGGAGGAGGAUACUACCUCGACGUUGGAACAUCCCAGCUGAUCGUUGACGGGAAGAUCAAGCUGAAGAACGAUAGUCCAAUCGAGCGGUUCAUAAAGACUGGGAUCCGUUUCGAGGAUGGCAGCGAGGUCAAUGCGGACGUUGUUAUGUUCGCCACUGGGUUUGACAGUCCCAUUAGCGCUAUCGCGAAACUUGCCGGAGAGGAGCUCGCUUCUAAGAUCACACCUAUCUGGGGUCUCAACGAAGAGGGUGAGCUGCGCAGUGCGUGGCGCUGGCUCGGCGUGCAGAACCUCUGGUUCAUGAUGGGCAACCUGUCGUGGUGUCGGUUCCACUCGAAGCACCUUGCUCUCCAAAUCAAAGCGAUACAGGAGGGAGUGUAUGGAGAGCGCUACACGACAUAG
Molecule: messenger RNA, 1800 nt
Organism: Sparassis crispa
Lineage: Eukaryota; Fungi; Basidiomycota; Agaricomycetes; Polyporales; Sparassidaceae
Product: putative indole-3-pyruvate monooxygenase YUCCA8
Exons: 11
Coding region: 1-1800 (599 amino acids)
Molecular function (GO): monooxygenase activity; flavin adenine dinucleotide binding
Source: RefSeq, a predicted model, not a curated record